Molecule: messenger RNA, 2639 nt
Organism: Drosophila takahashii
Lineage: Eukaryota; Metazoa; Arthropoda; Insecta; Diptera; Drosophilidae
Product: probable peptidoglycan muropeptide transporter SLC46
Biological process (GO): transmembrane transport
Cellular component (GO): membrane
Molecular function (GO): transmembrane transporter activity
Source: RefSeq, a predicted model, not a curated record
CUCAACGCCGAUGGUUUAGACACUGAGCCACAGCUCGUUAAGCCGAAAGUGGCGUCUGAGUAAAUAAAAUAAAAAUAAAUAAAAAUAAACCAAAUAAAAACUUAACCAAAUAAAAUAAAAUAAAAAUAAAUACAACAUACAUUGUACAUGGUACAUGAAUCCCAUUUUGUUUACCAUCCCCAAAAGCGAUCCCAAAAGCGAUCCAACUGCAAUUGCAGCCGUGUAAAUGUAAAUGAUUGCGAGCAAACAGAAACAAAAACAAAAUAAACGGCAAAACGGCGAUUAGAAAACAAACAAACAACAAAAAAAAAAAACAAACAGGAGGAGCGAAUAAGUGAGAAAUCAGAUUCUUUUUAGCAGGAUGUCACCCAAGGACGGCAGCCUGGGCGAUGCCAAAUUCGCCAAAUACACGGUGAAUCACGAGUCACCGCCACCUAAUCCCAAUCCCACCCCUCCUCCAACGACCACGACGACACUUUCCCCCAGUGUGGAUAAAUCGAAGGAUAAGGAAAAGGAUAAUGUCACAACGACCCCGCCCGUGAAGCGAUCGUGGCGGGAGAAGAUCCGUCUGGUGGCCAACAACGUCACCGUGGAACCGAUCCUGGCCGCCUACAUUAUGCCCAGCGUGCUCUCCAAUCUGGCCACCCAGAACCUCAACCUGGAGAAGGCCUGUCGGGUGAACAUGGCCUACGGAGACGAGGUGUGUGAUGCACUCACCCGCCGCCAAACAGCCAACUACACACUUGAGGAGGAGACCGUGCAGCAGAUGGUGGCGAGGAUGGCCGCCUGGAAGACGGUGAUCCAGUCGCUGUUCCCCUGCCUGCUGAUCCUGUUCUGGGGCUCGUGGAGCGACCGCCACCGCCGGCGGAAGCCCUGCAUCCUCAUCCCGGUGGUGGGCGAGUUCUUGGGGGUGGUGGGCCUCAUGCUGUGCGUCUACUUCGAGAAGGCGCCCAUGGAGGCCGCCGCCCUCACGGAGGCCAUCUUCCCCUCGCUCAGCGGCGGCUGGUUCACCAUGCUGAUGGGUGUCUUCAGCUACAUAGCGGACAUCACCACCGAGGAGGAUCGCACGCUAAGGAUCGGCAUCCUCAACGUUUGCUUCUCGGUGGGCGUGCCCAUCGGCAUGGCCUUCAGCGGAGUCCUGCUCAAGCAAAUUGGCUUCUAUGGCGUGUUCUCGAUCUCGGCCGCCUUCUACGUGAUCGCCUUCGUCUACGGGUUCUUCUUCCUGGAGGAGCCGGUGGCGCGGCCGGAGAAGAGUGCCGGCGAGCAGAAGAGCCUGCUGGCCGACUUCUUCGACAAGGAGCACGUGGUCCAGACCUUCCGGGUGGCCUUCAAGCGGGGCGAGAACCAGCGCCGCAAGCGAGUGAUCCUGCUGAUGAUCGUGGUGAUGGUGAUCAUUGGUCCGCUGCAUGGCGAGAUGGCUGUGACUUACCUGUUCACCCGCUUCCGCUUCAACUGGUCGGAGGUGGAGUUCAGCUUCUUCUCCACCUACGCCAUGUUCACCGGCCUCAUCGGUGUGAUCUUCUGCGUGGGCGUGCUCUCCCACAAGCUGAACAUCGAUGAUGCUUUGGUGGGUGUGCUGUCCAGUACCUCGAAGAUCCUUUCGUCCUUCGUCUAUGCCUUUGCCACGCUGCCUUGGCACAUGUACUUGGGUGGCCUGGUGGAGAUCUUCAAUGGCACUGCCUUCAUAGCGAUGCGAUCGAUAGCCACCAAGCUGGUGUCCAAGGACGAACUGGGCAAGGUGAACUCGCUGUUUGGGGUGGCGGAGGCCCUGAUGCCCAUGGUCUUCGCCCCCAUGUACACCACCCUGUAUGCGGCCACCCUGCGCGUCCUGCCGGGAGCCUUCUUCCUCCUGGGCGGCGGACUGACCCUGUUCUCUGUGUUCAUAUUCCUAUGGAUGUACCGCUUCCAGGUGCGCCAGCGGCGGAAACUGGCCUCGCCGGAUGCGGAAAGUGCCGCCAGGAUGUCCGUCAAGGAUCCGAAUGGCAAUAUCAACGCCAUCGAAGCCUUGGCUCUGGCCAGUGAGGCCAAGGGCCAGAUGAACGGCAUAGUGGCCAAUGUGAUACACGAAUCCUUGGAGCACAGCGAACCGUCCACCCAGCCACCAUCCACUAAUAACACCAAUAUCACCAGCGAAUCCAGGGGCAUCGAGAAUCCAGGGUUUGUUCAGGAGGAGGUCAAGGUCAAGGAUUGUUAGGCGAGAUGAGAACGGGAUCGAUAGCGAUCAUAUCCCAUCCUCAUGUAUGUACAUACUCACAUUCCGCUAAGGGAAUCGGGAUCAGGUGAGCAAGUAACCGGAAAGUGAUUCGAAAAAUAAAGAAUUUCCAGUGUUGAUAAAUCGGAUAAAGAAGUGAGAUGAUAAUCGAAAUUUCGAUAUAUCGAUUGAAAUUCUCCAGUGAAUUGAACUUGCCGCGAAUUAUUCUUGAGCCUGCACAUAGUCCCAAUCCCAAAUCCUAAACCUAAAUAAUGUGUACAAUUACAAAAAUUAUUUUUUUUUUAUUUAGCCAUAAGCUUCUAAAUGUAUUUCCGUUUUCGUUGUAAUUAUAUCGUAUGCUACUCCGAUUUGUUAUUUUUAUAAUUUCUUUUUUUGCCUAGCUGUAAGGAGCGUUAAGAAGAAUUUAAUAAAUGUAUCAUUGUCCGAA